Microthlaspi erraticum is the source of this 855-nucleotide messenger RNA. NCBI's taxonomy places the organism in Eukaryota, Viridiplantae, Streptophyta, Magnoliopsida, Brassicales, Brassicaceae. The record is from the annotation of a GenBank genome assembly.
AUGCCAUCACUUUCGUGUGGGGAGAAUCGCCUAAGGACUUACAAGCCAGGGCUCGAUCGAGUUGAAGCUUGGCCGGUCGAGUUGAGGAACUCGACCGGUUGGUCGAGUAGACGGUCGAGCUGGUCUUCAAGAUGGCUUCUCCCUUCUUCCUUUGCGUAUCCAGUUGAGCUGCGUCCAUGUGCCAAGUCCCUCCAUGCUCCUCACGUCCCAUAUGCUCCAGAAUGCUCCAAAAGACCUAUUUCAAAGGACCAAACAUGCAUAUGCUCUGUGAGGCUCUUGGGUAGGAAGCCUCCUUGGAGUGGUGAGGAGAGAUCUACUCCUAGGAAUGUGGGGGCCAUGGUUGCCUUCUUCUUCUUGGAUGAAGAACCAGAAACCUUCUUCUCCAAACUUCUUGAUCUUGCUCACCAUCUUGUCCAUGGACUUUUGCAUCUUUUCAAUGGCCUUCCCUUGCCAUUUGUUGAACUUUUGAAGAAGUCCAAUCCUCUUGUGGGCAGCCACAACAGAGGGGUUCAUCCUUGGAGCCUCAUACUCCUCAAAAUAGUAACAUCAGGCUCACCCAAAUCCGCAUCUCCUGGCUCGAUCCUCAGCUUGACCUCAGCUGAUCCUCAGCUCGAUCGAGUUCAGGCUCCUCUUCUCGCAACUCAUCCUCAUGCCCAACUAAGUGUACACAGGGGGUCUGAAGUCGAUGUUCUCACCCCUGACUACUGUGGUGAGCUCUGGGUUGGGCAGGAGAAGCUUGGAAGGGCCAGCCAAUGGAUGUGUGAACUUGAAUUGGUACCUCCCAUCCAACUCCUUGUGCUCAAUGAGGAGGUUGGUCUUGCAAAACUUGAUGUCCAUCCAUCCAGCUGGAGUUGA